AUGGAUCAACCCGCGAUUCUCGCUCACCAACUUGAGGAGUUAAAUCUCCUCAAAUGCUCUUUACUUCCAGGAGAAGAAAUAGUCUUCGUGCCGUUAUUGGACGCCCCAUCCGACUGGUCCACACUCCUUGCUACGUACGCAGCAGAUCCUGGCGCAGACAUAUCUAGUCAAGCUCCAACUAAUAUAGAUCCGGCGCGCUUCCAAGUGAAAGCGGAGGCCAUCCCCGUGUGGUUUGAUGUCCUGCUUGAUCCGCGGUAUAACGGCACUACAUGCACGGAAGGCCACCUUACUGUUUCUGCAAGAGGUGCAGAUCUCGGGCGUACGGAGCAGGCACGGUGGAAUGCCGUCAUCCAAGAGUGCGUAGAGCAGGUGCAAGACAACCCCACAUCUCCGUUCUCCACGCCAACAUCCGCUACGCUCACAGUGCGCUACCACGCCCUCCUCACGUCACACCACCUGAAAUCACCCAACAAACGUCGUUCCCUUCAGCAGUGGUCUCACGAGCUGUCUAUCCAUGGUUUCGCUAAGGUUGGCUACCCAGGCGUAAUCUAUUGCGAGGGUGAACAAGCACAGGUAGAGGAGUUCGUGGGUAAUGUGAAAACAAUGCAGUGGCUUGCCUUACGAGUGAGGUUCGUGGAGUCAUUGGCAGACCACGAAGAGAGGCAACGCGGCGCGGAAAUAGAGAAAAAACGAUGGUCAGAGUUCGAGAAGGUGGGGGAAGUGGUGGAGGAGAUGAAGAGAUUAGGGCGGACUAAAUAUGUUGUUGAAAUGGGUAUAGGCAGCGCGGGGACGAGCCUAACCAGCCCAAAAGGUUGA
Messenger RNA from Postia placenta MAD-698-R-SB12, 816 nucleotides. RefSeq lists its product as hypothetical. The record is from RefSeq and is a predicted model, not a curated record. Lineage: Eukaryota; Fungi; Basidiomycota; Agaricomycetes; Polyporales; Adustoporiaceae. The transcript has 2 exons. The coding region runs from base 1 to 816 and encodes 271 amino acids.